Messenger RNA from Sclerotinia trifoliorum, 2024 nucleotides. The record is from the annotation of a GenBank genome assembly. NCBI's taxonomy places the organism in Eukaryota, Fungi, Ascomycota, Leotiomycetes, Helotiales, Sclerotiniaceae.
UCUAUUUUCGAUCUGUAGCCUCCUCUCAUGAACAAUCAAUCUCCUUACCUCUAAAUUCAUAUCAAUGAGUUUGAAGUUAAUCCGCAUUUUCUGAUCUUCUGUCUUCUUAUUUACCAUAGUUGAUCUAUCGGUUUCUUCCCAGUUAGAUCAAAUACUCUUUCCCUGGAGAACCUGGACUUGGUUUUGUCUUGUUCCGAAUCUUCGCUACACAAACUUCAGCCCCUUCUCAGCUCAGGCUAGGAUAUCUCACAAAUUCAGGAGCUCUCUUCAUAAAACACUGCAACACUGCAAACUCCUACGAUUCUAAACUACUAACAACGUAAGUUUCCAUAUUUAUUAUACUCAUUCGGCCAGAAAGUAUGAAUUCCAAAGUUCUGGGUACAUACUCCACAGUUGUGGACUGUGCUGCAAAAUCCUGAAUCCUGAGCUCUUGUGGUUCUUUAUUUUCCGAUAGCAUAAGAAAAACAGUAAUUGUCUUUCAGUGACCUAAUGCCAUCACAGAAUGUCUUGUGUUUGCUGCGGUUCAGCUUAUUCUUUUGAGGAUAAUACGAGCCUUUCAUCUCAACCCAACCACUAGCACAGCGACCUACUUGAUGGCAGUACCAGGAAAUAUUUCACGUACUUCAUGAUCUACACUGAGAGUGCUAAUAAUGGUAGUCAUCUUAUUAGGAUUCCAAUAGAGCUCUUUCAGCGUGCUCUCAAAUACCUCGACAUCGAAACGUUGGUCAAUGUUCGCCGCUGCUCCCAGUAUUGCAGAUUAGCAAGUUUCUUCCAUUCCAGAGUGGCAAGAGGUUUUUGGGAAUGCACCGGAGGCAUUGCACGCCAUUCUAAGCACCAGAAUAGGAUCUAAUGUGCUGCUAAUUCAGUUACAUUACGCCUUGACAAACCCUGAAUGCGAAUUUUGUCCCGAGAACUCAGAUUAUCCCGCCUAGUAAGCUUUAUGGUCUCUUAUCUUCUAGUCAAAUUCGCUGAUUGAUUUGGAAUUCUGGAUGAUGAAAAAGUCAUGGUGCUUUUCUAUCACUUUUUGAAGGCAAACGCGCUUGCGCCUAUUGCCACCGCAAUGACCUUUCUCUCAGGACUCUCUAAUUUAUCGAUCUCACGCGGGUCGAAUCACGAUCCGACUCUGCAAUCCAAUUUCCAUCCGAGAAAUAUCCAAAGUUGCACACAAUCCCAGGCGCAUACGGCCCUACCAAGUAUGAGAGCCACCAGCGUCUGGUUCUUACCUCGAUCGGAAGCAUCGGAACAACUCCUGUUGGCAAGGCAAUCAGCCGUUAUGAAGCGCAGGUGUUACAGCGAUCACCAAAAAAAGGCAUGAUUCCUAAACACCCAUUCUUCGAGCGCAAGGAAAUGGACAUACAACUCGCUCCCACCCCUAAAUACACAAAAUUCGAGUGCGAAGAACACGUAGUACAGCACUACAUGACGGCAAUCCCCUUCCCCUUCUUUGGAAAAACCAUGACCCAUCCCAACAUUAAAAAGCGUGUGGCUUUCCACGGCUGUCUCGAGUGCAGCCUCCAAGAACAAUACCACGAGAAACAAUUCCUCGAAUCUUUUAAUCAGGGCGAUGCCGACGAAACCAUCAUCUCCUGCGGAGCCAACAUCUACAAACGCGAAACGAGACAGUGGUUCAAUGAUAUGGAGGCCGAGAAGAUACAUGCGAGGGAGUUCCAUGAGCAAAUCGACGAAGGCGAAAGAGCGUGGAGAGUACACUGGCAAGCACCAAUGUUCAACCUCUCGGAUCCAAAUAUCUGGACCAAAUUGAGAAUGUAUAAAACCCACGAACUCUACAUAUAAAUGUCUCUAAUUAACGAUAUGAAUAGGCACAGCUUCUGAGUUCAAAUUUCGAGGAAUUAAUAAUGUUUGCGACGCAUAUUCUGGAGUGUUUGAUAUACUGCACGAACUCAAAAUCGAUAUCAAAAACCAAUGUCCACUAUGUUCCUUACUAUGUUUUCUACCUCUCCUUCACAAAACGAUUAUCCUUUUUUUUUCUUUUAGGAAUAAUAAGCCAUUUUCACUUAAUCCCA